AUGCAUCCGUUGAGAUGUGUGCUUAUCUUGACAGUUGUUCUUCUCGAACGAAAUGUUGUGAUAACAUCAGAUGUAGACAACUGCCCAAAGGGUCAAUGCAUGAAUGUUUCACUUCUCGAACUCUUUGACAGCACUUGGGAGAUUCUUGAAAGCGAUUUAUGUGAAGGAAUCUGCGCGUGUACAUUCUGCCACUCAGAAGAUUCAUUGGAGAAAGACCCUUGUGAGUGCAAACUGAACGGCUCAGCCCUCGAAACACGAACUGGCCAUCUUUUUGUCGACUUCGCCCAAAAAAUCUUUGAUUUCUACAACAAGACAUCAAGCGAUAGUGAUGUGAUUCCAGAAUGCGCUGAACGUUUCAAGAAGGGAGCCAUAUUUGGGGAGAUUCUUUGGUUCGGUUGGCAAAUUGGCAGGUGUACGCGCACGGCAUGUCAAGCUAUGUUUUGGAACAUCAUGUUUGGCAAUGGAAAGGAAUGUUCCUGUGAAAUUGGUGGCGAUGAAGAAAAAGAACUCGCGUUUGCUCAUUACAUCUAUCAGACUGGACAAGUGCUUUUGAGCUUCAAACCA
Molecule: messenger RNA, 564 nt
Organism: Mesorhabditis belari
Lineage: Eukaryota; Metazoa; Nematoda; Chromadorea; Rhabditida; Rhabditidae
Source: the annotation of a GenBank genome assembly